UUCAGUCAGUCAGUCAGUUGAUACCGGACUAUCAAUAGAAACGGACGCGUGUUGAUCGAAAUUCGAACUUGUCGUAAUAUUUAAUUGUGCGCUUGUGUGAUAGGAUUUAUUAGUGCAAGUUAUUUGAAACUGGCACAAAUGUGCCCAUAAAGGAUUCAACGAAACUGCCGCCCAGGAUGACAAGCCGACCAUUCAGAAGCAAGCCAUUCAAAAUCCUCUCAAACUAUCUCAACACUUAAAAACACAAAGUGUAACAAACUAUAGUGAUAUUGUAUUAGUUCCUCUAUUUAUUGAAAUAAUAUAGUGAUAUUAGUUAUAAGCUUAGUGCCAUAUUGACAAUGAUCUUUCUAUGUGUGCUGUUAGUUAUCUUGAGUGUGGCGUUUGGGGAUAGGAGUCAUUUGCCCCCUACGUGUGAUAGUAUGAUAUAUUGUCACGGGCCCCUUCUGGACACGGUUCAGAUGGCUGGUCUGUACAACGACUCCAAGACCUUCGUAGACAUGAAGAUAAAACUGUCACCCAACAUCACGAUGGAGCACUUCGACCAGAUGAUGGCCAGGACAGGUUCCCGACCAACGAAGGCUGACAUUCAAGAGUUUGUGAACCAAAACUUCGACCCUGAAGGUUCUGAAUUCGAAGAAUGGGUACCCACGGAUUGGAAAGACAAUCCCGCAUUUCUGCAAAGGAUCAAGGACCCCCACUUCCACCAGUGGGCGUCAGACUUGAACAAGCUAUGGUUACAACUCGGCAGGAAGAUGAAACACGAGGUCAAGGAAAACCAAGAAUUGUACUCUAUUAUAUACGUCGAUAAUCCUGUUAUUGUUCCUGGUGGUAGAUUCCGCGAAUUCUACUACUGGGACUCCUACUGGAUUAUCAAGGGACUUCUGCUAUCAGAAAUGCGUAAUACCGCUAAAGGAAUGAUUCUAAAUUUCCUGAGUAUUGUCGAUCGAUUCGGAUUUAUACCCAAUGGAGGAAGAGUGUACUAUUUAAAAAGAUCUCAACCACCUCUCCUAAUUCCUAUGGUAAAAUUAAUAAUGGACGAAUUAGGUGAUCUCGAAUUUCUGAGACAACACAUCGGAACACUGGACCGUGAAUACGACUAUUGGAUGACGAACCACAGCAUUCCUGUUGAAUACAACGAACAAAAAUAUUUAAUGUUCAGAUACACUGACCAAUCCCAAGGACCCAGACCGGAGAGCUACAAAGAGGAUAUCGACUGCGCUAAACAUUUCGACACAUAUGAUAAAAGAGAGGAGUUAUACGCUGAGCUGAAGGCGGCAGCUGAGUCUGGCUGGGACUUCUCAUCGCGAUGGUUCAUUCUUAAUGGAACUAACAAAGGAAAUCUAACAAAUCUAAAAACAAGAUCGAUCAUACCGGUAGAUUUAAACGCCAUCAUGUGCUGGAACGCCCAAUUGUUGACUGAAUUCCAUGAAAAACUUCUAAAUUUCGAAAAAGCUCAGUAUUAUAGGGAGGUGCACGCGAGACUCAUGGAAUCUAUUGAAAAGGUCCUCUGGCACGAAGACGUAGGCGCUUGGUUAGAUUUCAGUCUAGAAUCAGGCAGACGAAGAGAUUACUUUUACCCAUCAAAUCUUGCUCCACUCUGGACCGGAAGUUAUGACAAAGCCAGGGGCGAAUAUUAUAUAUCUCGGGCUAUUAAUUAUUUGGAUAAGGUUAAGCUGGAGAACUACGAGGGCGGUAUACCCACGACGUUCGAGCACUCGGGCGAGCAGUGGGACUACCCGAACGCCUGGCCGCCGCUGCAGGACAUGGUGGUGUCGGGGCUCGCGUGCGCCGCCUCGCCGCCCGCCGCGCGCGCCGCCGCCGCGCUGGCCGCCACCUGGGUGCGCUCCAACUACGAGGUGUGGCGCCACCGGACCGCCAUGCUCGAGAAGUAUGAUGCGACAGUUUUCGGCGGUUUAGGCGGCGGAGGAGAAUACGUCGUGCAAACUGGCUUCGGCUGGUCCAACGGUGUUAUAAUGUCUCUAUUAGACAAAUAUGGAGAAACGUUAACAGUAUCGGAGCCUUUCGGUGACGACACAGAAGAAGUGAAAGGUGCAGCGGUUGGUGCGGGGGGAAUCGCGACCGCUCUCUUGGUCAUCGCUGCGUCCUUGGUAGCGGGGACUUUGGGAAUUAUGGUGUACAGAAAACGUCGGGACUAUUCACCUCUAGUAAAUGGCGAAGAUGUCAAAUUCUUAGGUCGGAGACCGUAUACAGAAUUAAGAAGUAUGAAUGGAGCAUCAAAUCCGAGACAACGGUGAAUGUAAACUAUUUCCAACUACCCUACCAGUACGAAACUACCAAAAUAUCUUACUAAUAAAAAAUAAUAAUAAUAUAUUUUAUGAACUCGUUGUGUAGAACUAAGUUUGAUGUUAUAUUGUACAUACAUUAUUAAUGUAUGGACAGAGUAUUCCAAUGUACGCUUACGGAACACAUAAGCAUAUAUAAAGUUAUAACUGCUCAUAUUUUAGCUCGUGAUUAUACUUCAUAAAACCGCGACAUUCUUUCGAGUUUGACAAUAAAACAAAUGGUAGGGGUCAUCAGUAAUGUCGGACGAUGGAGCUUGUAUACCAACCAGUUCUUUUGUGCUGUGAAUUAAUCUCUUGUAUAUAGGUAUAUAGAUAAAGUAGAUAUAUAGAAGAUAAGUAUCCUUGCUUGUAUAGGUAUCGGUUUUGUUAUAACUUGACCAUAGAGUUUGUUUUAAUAUUUUUCUACGCGCUAUAAAAUUUAUUAUUUUAAAUUAUACCUUUUUUGUAUGAUAGUUAUAAAAAACAGAUGUGAAACAUCUUUAAAUUUUUGUUGGUCAAGUUUCUUUAUGGAUUAAAUUAAAACUUUAAUAUUUAUUAUUGGCUCAAAAUUUAAUUUAAUUGUUUUGGCCUAUGAAAUAAUAAAGUAGGUAUCUUCCGCAUAGAACAAUUAUUGUAGUCGUUACAUAUAUUUUUAUAACGGUUUGAAAUCACAUUUUCACAAACUUUGUUUUGUUUUUAUUAUAUUUAUUUGACAAUAGAAAGAUGACAUUAUUGUAAAUCUUUUAUCUUAUAUCUAUCUUUUAUUUCUUAUAUCUUUGUUUUCUUUCUUAUAUCUCAAUAAAAAGAAAGUUGACUAAUUAUUACAAAAUAAAUUAUAUUAUGAAUAACAAAUGAGAUAAUUGAUGGUGUUUUAUUAACAUUAAUGCAAUAAAUAGUUUCUCUAUUAAAAUAUAUUGUAAAAUAAUAAUUAAUAAACAACAACCUCCAGAUGGUCGCUCUAUGGAUGUUUAAAAGUUGAAUUAUUGACCACAUUCACAGACAAGGAGUUAAAAAGUAACUAACUCAAAAAUGUAGCACAGCAACUGGUAUGACAACGCAGUGCUUAAACAGUUCAUCAUACCAUGGGGUUGCAAUAAACAGAAACAAGAGUUAUGUAUAAUUGUAUGUGUUCAAUAAAUUACACAUAAGGGAGAAUGUUUGAUUGAUUUUUUUUUAUUAUGGUAUUAUUGUAUUUUUUUUUUUUGUGUUAAAAUCUCAAAAUUUUUAACGAAUCCAAGCUAAUUAAUGUUAUACUUAGAUACAAAAUUAAAUAUUAUAUUAAAAAUAAUUUAUAAAAGAUAAUGACAAUUAAUUUAUUAUUUUAAAACUUCGAUCCUCAUUUAGAUAAAAUAAUCGGACAAAGUCAAUAGUAAUAAUUUAGUUAUAAAUAACUGAGUAUUAUUAGCUUAGAAUAAUAUUAGUUUUAAGUAGAAAAAUUAUAUAACUUUCGAAUAUUGUGUAUAUAGUUUUUUUUUUUUUUUUUUUUAAUUUUUUUGCUUGCAUUUAAAAAUGAAUUUGUGAUUUCAAAUCGGCCAUUUUGUUGUGUCACUUUGACAGGUAGCUAUGUGUUGAACAAGGUAAAAAAUAAAUUCCUAGUUAAAUGUGGUAGUGUAUUUAUUUAUAUAUUUUUAUCGAUCCUAUGUUUUACAGCGAUUAUACUUCAUUUAUUUCUAAAUAUAAAAAUAAAAUAAAAAUAGUUUUAAUACA
Messenger RNA from Melitaea cinxia (Glanville fritillary), 3989 nucleotides. It is a transcript of the gene Treh-2, whose product is annotated as trehalase. Gene Ontology annotation, molecular function: alpha,alpha-trehalase activity. Bases 339 to 2255 code for a protein of 638 amino acids. Lineage: Eukaryota; Metazoa; Arthropoda; Insecta; Lepidoptera; Nymphalidae. The record is from RefSeq and is a predicted model, not a curated record. Gene Ontology annotation, biological process: trehalose catabolic process. The transcript has 15 exons.